This is a messenger RNA of Salvelinus fontinalis (brook trout), 836 nucleotides long. RefSeq names its product mesoderm posterior protein 2-like. Bases 29 to 787 code for a protein of 252 amino acids. The transcript has a single exon. Gene Ontology annotation, cellular component: nucleus. Gene Ontology annotation, biological process: heart morphogenesis; mesoderm formation; regulation of transcription by RNA polymerase II. NCBI's taxonomy places the organism in Eukaryota, Metazoa, Chordata, Actinopteri, Salmoniformes, Salmonidae. Gene Ontology annotation, molecular function: RNA polymerase II cis-regulatory region sequence-specific DNA binding; DNA-binding transcription factor activity, RNA polymerase II-specific; protein dimerization activity. The record is from RefSeq and is a predicted model, not a curated record.
AUCCCUGCUGCUCAGAAACACUGCAGUCAUGGACACGGCUGCAUUCUCCAAACUCUUGCUUCUUCAGGCUGGAGAUCAUCUGCUGGACGGUGAUGCCUUGCUGGAGCCUGGUUGUCCCACCUUAGACCCUGGUUACUACAGUGCCUGUAGUAGCCUAUCGCCUGCCUCCUCCGUUGACUCCUGCUGCUUCUCUCCCCCUUGUUUCCAGUGGGGAGUUAUUCAGGAGAAAGAGGCUACGAACCCUUUAAGCUGCAUUAGCCAAGCUGCCAAAAGACAGGGGAAGGAAGAACUCCCAGCUCAGGAGAAGAGACGGUCUAGGUCAAAGUUCCCUGGGAAGAAGCGGGAGAGCGCCAGCGAGAGGGAGAAGCUGAGGAUGAGAGACCUGACCAAAGCCCUCCACCACCUCAGGACCUACCUGCCCCCCUCUGUGGCUCCUCCUGAACAGACUCUGACCAAGAUCGAGACGCUGCGCCUCACCAUCAGCUACAUCUCCCACCUGUCUGCCCAGCUGGGACUCAGCGAGGAUACCCCAUGUCUGAAAAGAAAAAUGUAUUUCACACCAUGCCAGUACUCACAAGAUAUGCCACAAUUCCCCCAGGGCAGCUCCAUGUCUGGACAGGGGUGUCAAGAGAUACUGCAGGGCAACAUCCAGAGCAAUAAUCAAUACUGUCUGCCACUGGCCACAUCAUAUACCAACAACACAGAGCCACACAUGGAAACAGACUACCUAAUGCCAGAUGUCUCCUAUCAGGACAUGUCCAUAUAUCACAACCAAGUUUUCCAGUGACAAGCUAGUUUAUUUUGCCUAUUUCCAAUGCUGAUUUAAGCGGUUGUUG